Messenger RNA from Heterotrigona itama, 306 nucleotides. Lineage: Eukaryota; Metazoa; Arthropoda; Insecta; Hymenoptera; Apidae. The record is from the annotation of a GenBank genome assembly.
AUGGAAAUAACAAAAGUUUGUCUGCACUGUAAAGGCAGCCACAAAACGUUCGACAAAAAUUGCACGCAUUACCAACACAACAAAAAAAUUAAUGAAAUCAUAGCGUACGAAAGCAAAAAAGCGAAAACCCAGAUAAAGCAAGAAACGCAAGCCAGCAAGAAACUAGCCCCGAAAGAGGAGAUCUCCCCAGGGGUUUUAAUUAACCUAACAAACUUCCCUCAACUAAAAAAGCUCUCAAUGUCGGAGGAGUUCAAAAUUAAACGCAUUGGAGGGCAUCCAAAAAUGGAUAACAACCCUACCCACUAA